Molecule: messenger RNA, 4778 nt
Organism: Didymodactylos carnosus
Lineage: Eukaryota; Metazoa; Rotifera; Eurotatoria; Philodinida; Philodinidae
Source: the annotation of a GenBank genome assembly
UUUUUGAAAUGGAUAGUAGUCCCUAUUGUAUUCGGCCAUCACCCAAAUGGUUGACUUCUCAACAACAGGAAGUGUGUUAUGGAAAUGAAAUUCGAUUUGCUGAUUUAAAACUGUUAGGUAUAACAACCCAAGAUUUGUAUGAAUGGCAUUCACCGAUCGGAAUAAUGAACGAUUAUGGAAAAUAUCUCGAAAUAUCUGAUGAAAAUGAUGUUAACGACGAAUAUAUCUAUUGUAAUUGUAGUGAUAACUUAUGGUUUGGCUCACAUUGCCAAUAUACACUCGAUUCAACAUCUACAUAUCCAGCCGUUCUUCGAAGUCGUUUUUCUAUGAAAUAUACUCUAGGUGAAUUUAAUCAACUAUCACAAGACAAUUUAACAUGUUAUACAGGUAUCAGUUGUGAAAGUAUGAUAUGUCUCGAUUGGCGACAGGUAUGUAAUGGUUUAGUUGACUGUGAAAAUGGUGAAGAUGAAGAACAUUGUUUAGAACUUGAAGAACAUGAAUGUGAUAGUAAAACACAGUCUAGAUGUAAAAAUGGUUUAUGUAUUGAUAAACACUUUUUCGUUGAUUCAGUUUUUGAUUGUCUUGAUUGGUCAGAUGAAACUGAUAAAAGCCAAUCGGUGACUAUUGCUAAUCUUAAAUGUGCAACUGAGCCAUCGAUGGAAUGUGAAGAAUAUAACUGUGCAUGGUUAAAGUUUCCAUGCGGCGAUGGUUCAUGUCAAAAAGCUUUUACGGCAGGUUGUACAAAUGAACGUACACAAGUAUAUGAAAAAAAGAUGCUUCGGUUUGAUGAAAAUAUAAAUAUAUUGGAUAAUAUGAGUCUAGUUUGUUGGCAAUUUCGAAUUUGUAAAAACGGAUAUGGUUUGUCCUCCUUCAAUGUAUCAUCCAGUGUAUGUGCAAAACCUUCACCAUUGGAAAAACCUUGUAUGAAUCGUCAACAUUUUUUUCCUCCUAAUGCUGUUAUUCUUUAUCCGUCUGUUCGUUUGCUUUAUUUACCAAAUCAAACAGAUAGUACUAGCGCUCCAUAUUUUAUUUGUUAUAAUUCUUCUCGAUAUAAUCAUAUAUUUCUAAUAACUCAUACAAUUCAUGGUUAUUCAUGUCGACGUCGAAUAGAUUUUCCAUUAUUGAAUUACAACGGUGUUGGUUUAAAUACUAAAUUUUAUACUCAGUUACAGGAAACAUUUUCUAUUUCUUAUAUAUCUUCAACAUGUGUGUCAAUAUCAUCAAAUUUAUUUCAAUGUGAUGUAUCAAAUAGAUGUAUAUCAAAAUAUCGUAUCAAUGAUGGUACAAACGAUUGUUAUCUUGGAUAUGAUGAAAAAGUAAAUGAUACAUGUCAAUUAAAUUUAAGUUAUACAUUUCAAUGUGAAACAUCAUCAACUAAAUGUAUAAAUCGUAAAAAACUUGUUGAUGAACGAUUCGAUUGCACUGAUAAAUCAGAUGAACUAUUACCAUUGCCAUGCAGGGAACAUAAUGAUCUCGGUUGUAGAUAUAUUCGAGGUGAAAAUAUGUCAUCAAAUCUUUUUAUCUUUCAAAAGCUUUGUAAUGGUAUUCCUGAUCAUGAUCUCAAUGCAACAGAUGAAACUAAUUAUGGUAUUGAUGAAUUAAAUUGUGAAAGAAAUAAAGAAAAACAAAUAAAAAAUUGUAGUUCAGAUGAACACUAUUGUUUUCGUUUAAGUGAUACAAAAUUAUCAUGUCUAAAUCGUGAUCAAUGUAAUGAUGGCAUCGUUGAUUGUUUUGGUUCAACUGAUGAGAGAAUGUCUUAUUGUCCAAAAUAUUAUCCAUUCGAAUUAACACGUCGUUAUCAUUGUCUAAAUAGUACAAAAUGCAUUUAUCACGAACAAAUAUGUGAUGGUAUUACAAAUUGUCCAUUGAAUGAUGAUGAAACGGUUUGUUCUUGGCGAUUUAAUGCCACAUGCUCAAAUGGAACAUUUGCUUGUAGACGAGUCGAACCAGGUAAUAAUAAGUGUAUAAAAAAAUCAGAACGUUGUGAUGGUAUAAAACAGUGUCCCUAUCUCGGUGAAGAUGAAUGGUUUUGUGAUUUAAUACAAAAUUAUGAGUAUAAAAAUUUUCCAUUUGAUGGAUUAAAUCAAUAUCCAUCAGUCUUUAUUCAUGAUGAUGAUGAUAGGCAAGAAAAAGAAAAAAUGACAUCAUUAAUAUCAAAAAAUAUUCCAUUGUAUAAUAAACGAUGUACCGAUUGUUUAUCGAGGUCUGAUAAAACCUAUUUUGCUUACUAUUGUAAUCGUGGUAUUCUUGUUCAAUCUAGAAAUCAAGAACAUGAUAAAUGUUUUUGUUCACCAGCAUACUACGGUAAUAAAUGUCAAUUUCAACGUCAACGUAUCUCUAUUCAUUUACAAAUUGAAAUAUUAAAAUUAAAUCGAAAUUUUGUUUAUAAAUUACUUAUUUCUCUAGUAAAAUUAGAUAUUAAUCUUAUUGUUAAUCAAGAAGAUUUAUUACAUGUUCCAUAUAAUCAUACAUCAAAUUUUAAACAUGCAUUUUAUUUACUUUAUCCAACAGAUAAAAAUUUUACAGAUAAAUUUGCUAUUUAUAUUGAUGUAUUUUUUGUUAAAGAUUCAAACGUUGAAUAUAUAUCAUCUUGGUAUUAUAAUAUUCCAUUUUCAUUUUUACCAGUAAAUCGUUUAGCAAUACGUUUAACACUCGUUGAUAAUCAAACCAAUAUAUGUAAUAAUACAAAUUGUUUCAAUGGAUUAUGUCAAACUUAUGUUAAUGAUAUUAAUAAAUCAUUUUGUUUAUGUUAUAGAGGUUGGUCCGGUUUUUAUUGUAAUAUCACAUCAUCUCUAAUAUGUUCAAAAGGAUCUGAAUUAAUUCGUGAUAAAUGUAUUUGUCCGCCAGGAAAAUCAGGUAAAAAUUGUUUUGCUUCAUUUAAUUCAUGUAAAGAAACUUCAUGUUUACAUGAUGGUAAAUGUAUAACAUUAGAUUUAAAAGGAUAUAAAUAUGUUUGUAUUUGUUCAAAUGAAUAUUAUGGUAAUUUAUGUCAAUAUCGUGUUGCUAGAGCAUUAAUUAAUAUAAAAAAUUUAUUUCAUAAUAAGCGUAUUCAUUUUGUACCCGUUGUUGUUGUCUAUUUUGUUGAUGUUUAUAAUAAUAUGGGUGUAACAUUAAUUCAAGAUAUAUUGGUCUAUAGAAAUGUUCCAUUUAAUCAAAUUUUAUUAAAUGUUUAUGAAAAAAAUAUUUAUUUAUCACAAUUUAUAUUUGUUCAAAUAUAUUUUGAUACUAGUAGUAUCUAUGGUUCAUACUAUUUAAUUGGAUUACUUAAAUAUAGAGUAAAAAUAAUUACAUCACAAAUAUUGGAAUCAAAUCGUUGUCCAAAUGUCUAUGAAUUAUUAAAUAAAACUUUAAUGACUAAACAUUCUUUAUUAGAUCGUUAUAAAUUAUAUCCAAAUGCUUGUGAUGUACUUGGAAUAAAAUGUUUUUAUGAUGAUACAUAUAUGUGUCUUUGUGAUAAUGAUGGUCGAGUAGAUUGUCUCAUAUUUAAUCAUUCAUCAUCAAAUUGUACAAUGAAAGGAUAUUGUUUUAAUGAUGCUCUAUGUCUAGAACCAAAAUCAAAAACAGUUGAAAUUGAUUUUGCUUGUGUUUGUCGUUCAUGUUAUUAUGGUAAUUUAUGUCAAUUUACUACAACUACUUAUUCAAUUUCAUUAGAUGCUAUUAUCAGUUCAGAAAUUAUUGUUGGAAAAUCAUUACUAUUUCAAACAUUUAUAAUAAAAUUUGUUCUUAUUAUUGUUCUUUUACUUGUUUUCAUUGGUUUUAUAUUUAAUACAGUUUCAAUAAUUAUAGUAAGAAGAUCAAAAGGUCCUAAAGCUGGUUUAUAUUGGUAUUUAAUUUGUUUAAGUUUAAUUGGUCAAUUUGGUCUAAAUGUAUUUGCUACAAAAUAUAUUUAUUUAUUAGAUGAUCAGAUGAGUCUAUUACCACAUCAUCGAAAUAUUAACUAUUAUUGUUGUAUUACAUUGGAUUUUUUUCUUUCAUGUUUACCAUCUAUGUUUGAUUGGUUCACAGCUUGUAUUGCACUCGAAAGAGCUAUAAAUGUUGUUCGUGGAGUAACAUUUGAUAAAAUAUUGAGUGAAAAAGUAUCAAAAUAUAUUUUUAUUAUUGUUAUAUUGUUUAAUAUUCUUACUAGUAUACAUGAACCAUUGAGUCGGGAAUUGAUUGAAGAUCCUCGUAUUAUUGGUCAUUCAUCAUGUGUAAUUAAAUAUAAAACGGAUUUGUUAAAGAAAUAUGCUAUAUUUGUAAAUAUUUUUCAUUUAACUGUACCAUUUAUGGUCAACAUAACAUCGACAAUCGUUUUUCUAAUUAGUCAAACUACUCGAAAAUCAAAUUCUUUAUUAAUCUGUAAACAAAGUAAACAACCGUUUUAUAGUAUGUUGAAAAAACAAAUUAUAUUUUAUAAACCGAUUGUUAUUAGUCCACUUAUUUUGAUUUGUUUACAAUUUCCACGUUUAGUUUUAACAUUUGUAUUUGCAUGUGUCGAAUAUUCAUGGCAAAGAAACUUAUAUUUUGCUAGUUAUCUAAUAGCCUAUAUUCCGUUAAUGGGAACAUUAAUCAUUUACAUUUUACCAUCACCAGUAUAUAAAGAAGAGUUAUUAAAUGUUUUGAUAAAUCUUAAAAUAGCUGCCAAUCUCUUUGAAAUAGAUUUAAAACUCAUAAGCAUGGAAGACGACGAUGACAAUCAUGUAGAACGAGAUUCCCUUCCAGGACAAUUUCUAGUGAAUGCUGUCGAAGUAGCUGAUUGUUUCGAGAGUAAACUAUUGAAAUAUUAUAUGACAACAUGA